UCACCCAUCCUGCACAAAGCAUUUCUCAGAAUAUUACAUAGUUCUUCUACCUGUCAGAGACGUGGAGAAGUGGUCUUAAUCAAGGUCUUCAUCCUUAUCGGCCACUAACAGUACUAAUUUCAAUGGCCCUUUUGCAGAGACCUGCCAGAUCGUAACAAAAUUGUUGACAAUCUACCUGUUAUUCUGGGGCACAAUGACAUUGCCGAUGGUGAAUUCAUGAGCAGGUUUCGAUGAUUAUUGAUUGUACUGAGUGGCGGUGAUCAUUUUUCGUUGUCGGGGCUUUUGUGUAAGCUGUUUGAGGCAUCAUGGCCGGCUGGAACUGCUCGACUAGGAAGUGACUCCGAUUGCAAUUGUCAGGUACACCAUGUCCACCCUGCGAUUGACAGACCUAGCCUUCACGCAAGGCUGCAAAUGAAGAAUCUCAUCUGCGCAGAAGUUUGUGAUACGUGGUAGAGUGCCAUUGAGCGAAUCCCUCUGGUUCGAGCAGCCUUGGUGUAAUUGACAGUACUCAGAGCAUCUGGCCUCCCACGUCGGCUCCACUCAAGUUUUCAAAUCUGUGGCAAGCUUCACAGAUGCCGAACUCGUAGCUUGAGUAACCUCAACUUGGAUACGUAGACAGGCAUCCGAGGUGUAACAAUGAGGCCAGGAGGCGCAGAAUUGAGUCAUUUGGGGCGAAGAUGCGACACAAUUGGGGAAAAGACUCGUAGUUGUAAAAGGAGAGAGUACGCAUGACAGCCAAACGACAAAUGUCGCAAACAUGAAGGGAGAGGAGGUGAUACCCGGCGAUGGUUCCAUCAAAAUUGCUCACUGCGACCAAACUAGGCGGCUAGGAGAGGGUUUGACAAAAGAAACAGUUCAUCACAAAAUUCGCAAAAGACAGGGCAAGAUUGUACCAUACUUGCUCACAGUUGGAAAACAAGAAAGUCGACACUCGAAAACUUCAGAACUCCUGUCAGUAGAGCGACGAGAGAAGAUGCUCACAAAGACCAAUCAGUGGCUGUGAAUCUCUGACCUAAUGUGUUUCCAAGGUUUCUUGGAGCCGGGAAGUCACUACCAGAUGAAGAUCAAUCUGGAGUCGAAGCUGCAAGUUGUUCUACAAAAGAUAGCUUCGUCAGGCAUAUACUACCUCAUCCUCGUGUGGCUGAUUAAGAUAGUAAUCUUCGUCCUGUGGAUAGGAAAGUGCAUUCUCAUCUGGCUCUUGAGGCUAUCAUUUUGGCUCAUUCGGGAAUGCAUACGAAGGUAUGUGAGCGUUGCACUUGUUGGCUUGACUUUGGCGCCACAAUCGAGGGAUCAAGAUACAAAACAGAUUUUCAGGAGGAAAGAAAGCUUCACUAGGAGCUUGGACUUGGUCGAAGAAGAAGAAGUAGUAGAAGCCGAAGUCCACGAGAAGGAAACAACAUCGCCGUUGUUUCCGAUUGUUCUGAGGGAUCGAGUGCAAAUUUGUGAAGAAGUUUUCGCAAUUAAAGACAGAGAAAGAUUGCUGUAUGAGUUCGACCAAAUUGUUGCACCCCAAGUGUCAGCCUUCCAACUCGGAGAGAUCGUCGUUCCCAUCAACGACACCCGACAAUUGGCAACGUUUCUUAAGCUAAAACUGAGCCAAACGUGCAAGGAACAAUCCGUCGAGGCUAUCAACGCUGCUAUUUGCGGAGCCAUCCUCAACAUCCGGUCGAAGGGCGCCAUCAGCAACUGUGUUGAAUCAUGCUCCCAAAACCAUGGUAACAUUAUGUACGUAGUUGUGUACAUUGCGGCUAGACUCCGGGGCGACGACAAGAUCCAUCUCGUCCUCGUUGGCCGCAAAGUGGAAGACUUCCUCGGCUCCAGUGAGUUCCGCAACCGGUUCAACCCUCCUCGCACACAGGGUGACAAGGAAGAAUGGUAUACCUGGACUUUCGCCCACUUGCAGUCACUCAAGGAGAGUGCUGUCCAAACUGCGGAAGAGCUUCUGUCCCUUGACCCAGUCGAUGCUCAAGUCUGGAGUGCUGUACAAGUAACAAGCAGUUUUGUAAUUAAAGAAGAUAUUCCGUCUGAACUUUUAUGAACGAAAGUGUGAACAUGGGCGCACAAUUGCUGGCCAUACAAUCAGAAUCCCAGAACCAUUGAUCGAUCACUUAUUACUGCAUCUCGUGCUAGAAUAGAAUGCGGAAGAAAUGAAGUCUUUCGAUAUGAUGUGUAUAGGUUUACAGAGCUUGUUAUUGGUAUAUAUGGAUUUCAGAACUUCCUUUCAGUUAUGAACCAUCCAGAGGCUUAGCUCUCUGUGAUAACCCUCAAUAGUCCAAGUUGAGAACUGUGCCUCUAUUCCUCCAGUUUGUUUCCAAUUUUCGAAUCAAUUUUCAGUAAACUAGUACCAUUACGAUUUUGAUGA
This is a messenger RNA of Physcomitrium patens, 2362 nucleotides long. NCBI's taxonomy places the organism in Eukaryota, Viridiplantae, Streptophyta, Bryopsida, Funariales, Funariaceae. The record is from RefSeq and is a predicted model, not a curated record.